AUGCAAAAUUAUCAAUGCCCCGGGAAAUUGUCCGAGAGACAUCGUGAAUCUUCGACAAGACUAAUAGAAGUUGUCUUUUUGUCAGAGCAAGAUACCAAGUGUGCAUACGUGACUAGGUUGUGUACUUAUUUGUUUGACAAGCUCGGAAUGAUUUUCGGCAGAACGCAUAAUCAGAUAAGUGUGGUCGUCAUAUAA
This is a messenger RNA of Naumovozyma castellii, 195 nucleotides long. RefSeq lists its product as uncharacterized. The coding region runs from base 1 to 195 and encodes 64 amino acids. NCBI's taxonomy places the organism in Eukaryota, Fungi, Ascomycota, Saccharomycetes, Saccharomycetales, Saccharomycetaceae. The transcript has a single exon. The record is from RefSeq and is a predicted model, not a curated record.